GCUUAUGAAGAGCUCAAAGUUUGUAGAGUGAAAAACGUGACUACCAUGUAAAGUUUUUUGAGGGUUUAGACUAUAAAAAUAAUACAUAGGUGGAAGUCCAUUCUCUGACAACAUCACAUGCUGUUUUUAUCUGCUGCACAGAUAUAAACAGCUUAACAGUUCAACAGACCUCGAGUUCAUUUUCUCUUUAAAAAAAGAAGUCAAAUUUAGGUCCUCGUGAAGUUUUAAUAGUCUACAAAUGGUUAAUAAAACAAGAUUAGUGGACUUGCAUGCCCGCACACCCUUUCCAUAGAGUGAAGUUCCACAGAAUAUUAUUUACCUGAGGGCAGGACUUCCUUAGAAAUGACACGGCCUCGUGAUCAGGGAAGCUUUAAAAAGCGUUCAACCAGUCAAACAGGCACAAUACACCUCUUCUACACUCAGAGACGCAACGCUCAGCAGCAAACAAGCAAGCCUCUGGUUAAUGAAAAGUACCCUUCCACUCAUUGCUUAUUCUGCAUAUCUGAUACGAGCAUGGUCACCGCCGAGGAGCUCGAGUGCUGCGUGUGCUGCUACGAAUAUUCACGCAGCAACAGGAUACCGCGGGUCCUCCACUGCAACCACACCUUCUGCGCCCCUUGUCUGGAGAGAUUGUCCAAGCUGGAAGGUGCCAUCUACACCGUCUCCUGCCCUCUCUGUCGUUGGAUUACCUGCACCAGAGCCAGCCUGACUUUACCAGGGGCUCUGUGGGUCAACACAGAAAUCUGGGACCAGAUUUCCACAGAGCAAAAUCAGAAUGAGAACCAUUCAAUGGAGGAUUUGAAAGACCCAAAGUCGCUACUCAUCGAGCACUCACUACCCGUUUCACAGCAAUCUCGUUUGAAGUCCACACUCCUGAGGGUUUUCAGCUGCAUGCCUCUGCAGAGCAGACACUAAGUGAUUAACAGCAGGAUUUGUACCUCUUACAUGUUGUUUAAUCGUAGACUGAAAUGUGCAAGACCGUAAAGUUUGCAUGAUCUGAGCUCCACGUAAUGGACCUGCACACAGGGCUUCAGUGAGAGUUUGCGUCUUGUGAAGAGUGAAGGCCUGAAAGUCUUCCGUGCGACUUGACUUUGUGUGAACUUGACUUAUUUGGAAGGCACUGAAACUGCCUCCAUUUAAAGUUGUGACUGUGAACCUUUUUGUUGUUUUAUAUCAGCAACAGCAAAUGUACUAAUGAAAAAAUAAAUCAGAUCAGCACUGUUUAUCUGAACAACGAAGAUGAUUUAAAGCAUGAUUUAAUAAUAUGGUUUAUUUUAUAAUGAAACUUUCUUGUCACUUUGCCUGUUUUAUAUAUUUCUAAGAAACCGUGUCAUGUUUGUUAAUUUUUUUCUAUUAUAAGAAUCACAAAAAUGAAGGGUUUUAACUAAAUACAGUGAAAUGCAAACUGUCUACUAUGUAUGUAAAUAGCCGUCUGUGAUACAAACAUGUUAAUGAACAUCAUCUGUGAAUAAAGUGUUUGGAACUGAA
Neolamprologus brichardi is the source of this 1488-nucleotide messenger RNA. The record is from RefSeq and is a predicted model, not a curated record. NCBI's taxonomy places the organism in Eukaryota, Metazoa, Chordata, Actinopteri, Cichliformes, Cichlidae.